AUGUUAAGAUUAACGUUUGUGUGCCUUUGUUUUCUCGUUCUUAAGGACAGAACAGAAAGUUUUGGCAGUCCUUGGAAAUAUUUGGGGUUAUCAAAUGUAGAAGUGAAUUAUAAUCAGAGGCAAGCUCGUCAGUAUUUCCUCCUGAAUUUGCUCAUUCAAGUGCACAAACCUUUGCUACACGAGGAACUCAUUACGAUGGGUAGCCAAUUUAACGAUGAUCCUGUGAGCUAUAAGGAAGGCACCUGGAGAUAUAUAAAAGACUUUCAAGAGCGAGUGCAUCAGAAUCGAGUUCCGGGUCCUUUUGUCAUUUUAAAUCAGCUCGAUGAGGAAAUGCCCUUGAAUUUGUUGGGAAUCUAUCGUUUUUUGAGCAUGGCUGUGGAUUGGCCAUCUUUCCAGAGAAAUGCUUGCUAUGCCAGGAUACACUUUCAUCCUCUGCUAUUUGUAAACGCCCUCCAGAUGGCAGUGGAGGAAAGGGAGGACACCAAAGACCUUCGGAUGCCAGCCAUGUAUGAGGUGCUGCCUCAACUGUACUUCGAAAAGGAGGUGAUCCUGACGGCACAGGAAGUGACUUGGAACCAAUUGACCCCCAUUAGGGUGGUGACACCGAAACGAAGGUGGAUGGAUAUCCUUUUGGCGUAUCGAAACCCCAAGCAACCUUGGAUGGAAGAGGAGCCUAUUCCAACCGAACCCCUAAUCAUUGAUAAUGCACGAAAAGUGGCUUAUUUGAGCCUCGACUUGGAACUGAACUCACACUGGAACAGUCUGAUAAAUCGUUUGAUCAUUUCCAUUGAAGAAGGAAAGGAAAAGACGAAUGAACCUAUUAUUAUAGAUGGCGAUCGGUUGGUAGCAUUUCGUGGUUCCUUCGAUGAAGUCAACUAUAAAAAUCAGAUGGCAUUGGGAUCCCAUUUUCAUAACACGAAAUUAUAUUUAUACAAUCUGCAUCAGUUUAUGGCAGCUUUGACUAUGGAAGAUUUGGCAACAGGACAAAAAUCUACGGAUCUUAUCAAUCCGCCGCUGAUGACAACCGGUGGUGUACCCUACAAAGGAACAUCCUUGAAUAUCGAAGCUGUCAGAGGCAUUCUAGACUUGACAAUAAAGGACUUAAAGGAUCAAAUUGAAAUAGCUGUGAAACAUAAUAACCAUGCUAUGGAUAAUUUAUCCAUAGCGGGUGGAAUAAUAGGUAAUAACUACCUUCAUAUAGGUCGCCAAUUAAGCCUGGCUGUCAAUGGACAUGGAAUAAAUCAACCUAGUAUGUUGGGCUCGGCUACGUCCAAUCUUAGAGAUCCCAUCUACCGCUCGCUCUUAUUUCGGAUAUAUGAUUUGUUGAAGAGUUAUGAAAAUGAGAAUAUAUUUCCAGAUGUAGGAGGUAGAGCUCCCCCAAAAAUAGUUGAUAUCCAAGUUAGUCGCCUGGUGACCUUUGAAGAAAACAUGACCACGGAUCUCAUCAAUCUAAUUGACCAGCAACUGCUGUUGUCACAUCGCAAUAAUUUACAAUUCCUGCGUCGUAAUCUUGUUGCAAGACAACUUCGUCUUAAUCAUGAUCCAUUUAGUAUUGGCCUGGAUAUAGUUGCUCCAGAGGAUCUGAUCGUUGAGGCGAGGAUGUAUUUAACUCUACCGAAUCAAUUGAGACCGCGUUUACACCUGGACAGCUUUAAGUGUUCUCUAAAGAAGGGCUUAAAUCACUUCGAACGCCAAUUCCCAACAGCCAUUCCCAAACCCACUCUAGGUGAGCUCUAUGAGACCGACUACCCAUCAACUGAUGUGACUACUUCCAACCGAUUCCCGCCACAUCUUCAAUUACCGAGGGGGACUGGAGAUGGACUCAAAUUGCAAUUACUCGUGGAACUUACCGAAUGGAAUGGCCUGGAGUCGGAGUUCGGUGGGGCGUCUGUCACUGUCCUGGCCAAAACCCUGAAGGAUGUGAUAAUCUUUCAUAACCAGGCCUAAAACUAUUAUGCGAUAAUGUAUGCUAAGUGCCUAAACUUCUUAAUUGAAUGCUCGCUAGUUGAAACACAUACGUGUUUCAAUGUUGGAGUGGGUUCCAUAUCAAUAUUGUUUUCAAAGCACGCACACCAAACGGAAUUAAAGCGGUGGGUCUGAAAAUUUCAU
Molecule: messenger RNA, 2109 nt
Organism: Drosophila mauritiana
Lineage: Eukaryota; Metazoa; Arthropoda; Insecta; Diptera; Drosophilidae
Exons: 2
Coding region: 1-1947 (648 amino acids)
Source: RefSeq, a predicted model, not a curated record